Messenger RNA from Capronia epimyces CBS 606.96, 2013 nucleotides. RefSeq lists its product as uncharacterized. Gene Ontology annotation, molecular function: NADP binding; flavin adenine dinucleotide binding; N,N-dimethylaniline monooxygenase activity. Bases 1 to 2013 code for a protein of 670 amino acids. The record is from RefSeq and is a predicted model, not a curated record. Lineage: Eukaryota; Fungi; Ascomycota; Eurotiomycetes; Chaetothyriales; Herpotrichiellaceae. The transcript has 8 exons.
AUGGGAUCGGUCUCAGAGCCCCGUGUCCCCCCGCAUCCGGACCAGCGAUGCAUCGACGACUGGCGCCCGAUCAAGGUCAUCUGCAUCGGCGCCGGCAUGUCUGGCAUCGCCGUCGGCUCUCUCUUCCCUCAAUAUAUUCCUAAUCUCGAAUUGACCAUUUACGAGAAGAACGCCGAGGUCGGCGGGACUUGGUUCGAGAAUCACUACCCUGGCCUCCGUCCUGAUCUCACCCCUCAUGUGUAUCAGUACAGCUUUGCCAGCAACCCCAACUGGACGCGCUUCUACCCGCCCGGAGCCGAAUUCGAGGAGUAUCUGAAGACGGUGGCCAAGAAAUACGAGGUGUACAAGAACGUCAAGUUCCGCCACCGGUUCAUCAGUGCCCGCUGGAUCGAGGACGACGGGCAAUGGGAAGUCACUCUGCAGCGACUAGAGGAUGGAAAGACCAUCACCGACCGGGCCGAAGUGCUGAUCAAGGCCACCGGGUUCGUCAACGACUGGCGCUGGCCCGACGUGCCCGGGCGCGAGAAGUUCAAGGGCACCAUGCUACACACGGCCAACUGGGACGACAACUUCGACCCGACAGGCAAGACGAUCGCCGUGCUCGGCUACGGCUCGACCGGCGUCCAGAUCACGCCGGCCAUCCAGCCGAUCGUGAAGCAGCUCGACCACUACGUGCGCGGCAAGGUCUGGGUGCCCCCGGGUGGCGGCACCAACACGGAGGAAUUGAUUGAACGAGGAGCCCAGAAUAACUUCGACCAUGCCCUGGAAGAGCGCAAGCGCUUCACCGAGAACCCGGAGCAGUAUCUCGAGUUCCGCAAGAAGCAGGAGGCGUACUGCAACAAUGUGCAGCGCAUCUUCUUCAAGGACUCGGAGGCCCAGAAGCAAUUCACCCAGUUCCUCGACCACAACCUGCGCGAAACCACCAAGCCCAAGCCCUGGCUGUACGACGUGCUGCGACCCAACUACGCGCCGGGGUGUCGACGACUGAUCAUGGGCCAGAUGUGGCUGGAGUGCAUGCAGGAGGAAAAUGCCAACAUCAUCCCCAAGGAUGUCAAGCAGUUUACGGAAAACGGCAUCAUCGACGAAGACGGCGUCGAACGACACUACGAUGCCAUUAUUUGUGCUACUGGAUUUGAUACUCGCCUCGACAGCAGCGGAACCCCCUUCAUCGGCCGCAACGAGAAACCUCUCUCCCAAGUGUGGGAUCCCGAUCCAGUGGCCUACUUUGGCGUGCAGCCCGAGCAGAUGCCCAACCUGUUCCUGAUGUUUGGGCCCAACACCGCCCCCUUCGCCGGCUCCAUCGUGCACACCUUCGAGUCCGCCGCCCACUAUAUCAUCAAGUGCGUGUUGAAACUGCAGAGAGAGUAUAUCAAGUCCAUGGUGGUCAAGCCACAAGCCGUCUACAACUGGGUCAAGCACGUCGAUCGCCACAUGAGCAAGACGGUCAUGACGGAUCAUUGCGUGACUUGGUUCAAACGCAACAAGCCCGACGGCCGCACCAUCACCAUGUGGCCCGGGUCCGCGAUGCACGGCCACAUUGCAUGGAAACACCCACGGUUCGAAGACUACGAGUACACGUCGUGGCUUCCCGAGGACGACAGCCUGGCGUGGAUCGGUAACGGAAACACCGUGGCCGAGCUGACCGGCGUCGGCGACACCACCAACUACAUGGACUACACGGACGUGACCAAGGUGCUGCCCGUGCCAACCAAGGACUAUACGCCGCCCGCGUUGUCGGUGCCGGGCUCCGAGGAGAAGUGGCUCGGCCAGAUCAACGGCGCCGACCAGCUCGCCCAGAAGCAGCAUGCCGCUCUGGAGGAGGUCGAGGCCGACGGCAAGCCCGUGCCCAAUGCCGCCUUGGAUCCCCACGCCCCGGAGAGCACCAAGGUCGCGGCGAGUGAGGAGGUCGCACCGCUGGGUCCGAAGGUUGAUCCAGUCAUGGUCAAGCUAACCACCGUCCAAAAUCCAGAGUCCACCGCCGACGACAAGCCCAAGAUCAAGAAGUUUUAUUGA